This is a messenger RNA of Musa acuminata AAA Group (dessert banana), 1593 nucleotides long. RefSeq lists its product as uncharacterized. The record is from RefSeq and is a predicted model, not a curated record. Lineage: Eukaryota; Viridiplantae; Streptophyta; Magnoliopsida; Zingiberales; Musaceae. Gene Ontology annotation, cellular component: COPI vesicle coat. Gene Ontology annotation, biological process: intra-Golgi vesicle-mediated transport; intracellular protein transport; retrograde vesicle-mediated transport, Golgi to endoplasmic reticulum. The coding region runs from base 23 to 466 and encodes 147 amino acids. The transcript is spliced from 5 exons.
AAGGAAAGGAAGGGGAGAAAGGAUGCUGCUUGCGGUUCUCUUCACGAACACCGAGGGCAACAUCCUCAUCGAACGCUUUCAGGGAGUUCCUACAGAGGAGAGACUCCAUUGGCGAUCUUUUCUAGUAAAGCUAGGAGCAGAUAAUCUAAGAAGAGCUAAAAAUGAAGAAAUUUUUGUUGCUUCUCACAAGUCUGUUUAUAUUGUGUAUACCAUGCUUGGAGAUGUCUCAAUUUACGUCGUUGGCAAGGAUGAGUAUGAUGAAUUAACUUUGUCCGAAGUUAUCUAUGUGAUAACCUCCUCUGUGAAGGAUGCAUGUGGUAAGCCUCCUACGGAACGCCUAUUCCUUGACAAGUAUGGAAAAAUUUGCCUAUGUCUGGAUGAAAUAGUUUGCAAGGGGCUGCUGGAGAACACUGAUAAGAGCAGAAUCCGACGUCUGACAAGGUUAAAGCCUCCUACUGAUGUCUGAUCAAUGUCUCUCCUACUGGCAUGAUCAAGGUUCUUCUUGUUGAUCUUUUCUUAAUAUCUCAUACCCUUUGCAUUCUAAACCAAUAAAUAGCAAAUUAUUCAAGUCUGCUGGGAAAUUUGCAUUCACUUUUGCAACAAUAAAUUAUAUUCUUUUCCUUUGUCAUAUGUAGUUAAAGGAAAACUGUAUUGCCAACUUUUUACUUUUCUAAAAGAUUGAGUUGUAUGCUUUUGGGAUCGUGUAGGAUCAUUGAUUUUGUUUAGAAUCUCAAACAACUGACGGCUUAAAUCAUGAUAAUUAUUUGACAACAGGGGACAUCGAUACAAGAAAAUAGAAAUGGAUUGAUAUAAAUCUUAGCUUUCUAGGAGAUGCAAUCUUUCACAGUUGUGCUUCAGAUUUCUUCCAAAUCCACAUCAGCACAUAUUUAACUUUCCUGGAUCAUUUUAUUACAUGCUACUUUUGUCAAGAUCCAUAUAUUGUUGACACUUUGAUCAUAGUAGGGCCAAAGAGAAACUCAAUAUACCAAAGUAUCAAUUUGCUCUUCUUUUAGUGAACCAUUUUGCAAGAGAAGUGAAUUACUUGAGAGUAUUAAUGUGAUUUGCCUAAGGCCAAAAUAAAUGUAAGAAAUGUAAUAUUUACUUGUAUGAUUUGGCUAAUAUUCAUCGUAUUGUCAGACUUGGCACAUGGAUACUGACUUGUUAGCCAAUAGCAAAAUAAACCGAUCAAAUUCUUCAUGUUAUCAUGAAUCAAGAUAGAAAAUAUUCACUGAAUCAGAGGAUCCCAUACUAUAAAUUAGGGUCCCUCCAAAUAUGACACAUAUUCUUGUUUCUCCUUUUUUUACUUUUAUACUUCAUCUCCAUAUGCUUCUGACAUUGGUAUUUUCUUGCAAGAGGUAUGGAAACCUAAUUUAAUUCAUAGCACCCCCUCAACAGCUCUCAUAAUCCAUGCAGUUGAAUCAAUUUUUGAGGUGUGAAAUGAUUCGGCAUGCGAGCUAUGUCGGUUUGUUUUUGUAAUUCAGCUUGACGACCAACACUAAAAUGAACAUUUUUUUUUCUAAAUAGCCUAAAUUUUUUUGUCCCCUACACCUUUUCUUGACCUUGUAAACUUGUUCUUUUGUUAUUGUUGAGGCU